Molecule: messenger RNA, 882 nt
Organism: Aplysia californica (California sea hare)
Lineage: Eukaryota; Metazoa; Mollusca; Gastropoda; Aplysiida; Aplysiidae
Product: solute carrier family 22 member 21-like
Exons: 5
Coding region: 1-882 (293 amino acids)
Source: RefSeq, a predicted model, not a curated record
AUGUUUGGGCUCACCAUACUUGAGCACAGGUGUGCCCUGCCAGGCAUAGACAACGACACGUACGCUGUGCAGAGCCCCUACCACCAGACCCUCAUCAACGCCUCCAUACCUCUGGAGACCACAGACGGGGUACAGACCUUGUCAGCCUGCAAGAUCCGGGUACCGCGCAUGCGCCACAACGUGACGUCACUGACAAUGGCGUCCACCGAAUCUCCCCUCGCCGCAAAGCUCCCGUAUGCUACUACGUCUUCCGUGGCGGGAAAUGUGAGCGUGUCGUCUGGGGGGGAGGAGGAGGAGGAGGGCGGGGAGGGGUACGAGGUACAGGAGUGCUCACGAUGGGUGUACGACAAGAGUUAUUUUGAUUACUCGCUCAUAGAGAAGGUAAACAACACGCUCAUUUAUAUCACGAGGUUCGGCCGCAAGAACUGUAUCAUGUUCUUCGUGGUGGUUCUGGUGGUCAGUUCUAUCGCCAACGUAUUCGUCUUUGACAUCCCCUCACUUCUGGUCCUGAGGUUCUUCGCGGGCUUUUCCACCACCAGUGUCUACAUGGCCAACUUUGUGCUAGGUGUCUGCCCAAGCAUUGUGUGCACUCGUCUGAUGCCCGAGUCGCCGCGCUGGCUUCUCUCCAAGGGACGUGUGCAAGAGGCCAAGGUCAUCUUUGAGAAAAUGGCGGCCACAAACCGGAAGCCGUUCCCAGAGGCGCUGUUCGAGGAAGUGGCGGCCGAAAGUGUUGGGAAAACCUCCGAGAAAGGAGAGACGGAGGAGAAAGAGAAGCUACAGGGGGAUAGACCCCAAACCACACAGAAGGAGGACAGUUUACUCAGCAUGCUCAAGCACAAGUGGCUGGCCGUGCGUCUCUUCAUCUUGAUAUUCCAGUGGUGA